Megalops cyprinoides (Indo-Pacific tarpon) is the source of this 2615-nucleotide messenger RNA. RefSeq names its product endoplasmin. NCBI's taxonomy places the organism in Eukaryota, Metazoa, Chordata, Actinopteri, Elopiformes, Megalopidae. Gene Ontology annotation, biological process: protein folding. Gene Ontology annotation, molecular function: ATP binding; ATP-dependent protein folding chaperone; ATP hydrolysis activity. The record is from RefSeq and is a predicted model, not a curated record. The coding region runs from base 116 to 2560 and encodes 814 amino acids. The transcript has 18 exons.
GACAGAAAGAUAGAGAAGAAUUGAGUCUUGUGCCGGUCAACAGGGAAUAAAUAAACGUGGUGAGGACGAUCAUCUUAUCUGUAAUCUUAACUGAAUCCUGAAGCUGUUUGCAAAUAUGAAGCAACUGUGGAUCAUAGGUCUGCUGUGUGCUCUUCUUGCAUUCUCAUCUGUCAGAGCAGAUGAUGAUGUGGACAUCGACGGGACAGUAGAGGAGGACCUGGGGAAAAGCCGGGAUGGCUCCAGGACCGACGACGAGGUGGUCCAGAGGGAGGAGGAGGCGAUCCAGCUGGACGGCCUGAACCCGAGUCAGAUAAAGGAGAUCCGGGAGAAGUCGGAGAAGCACGUCUUCCAGGCUGAAGUCAACAGGAUGAUGAAACUGAUCAUCAACUCCCUGUACAAGAACAAGGAGAUCUUCCUCAGAGAGCUGAUAUCCAAUGCCUCUGAUGCCCUGGAUAAGAUCCGGUUGCUCUCCCUGACCGAUGAGAAUGCGCUUGCUGGCAACGAGGAACUGACAGUCAAAAUCAAGUCUGAUAAGGAGAAGAACAUGCUCCACAUCACGGACACGGGCAUUGGCAUGACCAGAGAGGACCUGGUGAAGAACCUGGGCACCAUCGCCAAAUCUGGCACCAGCGAGUUCCUCAACAAGAUGACCGAGAUGCAGAGCGAGGGCCAGUCCACCUCCGAGCUCAUCGGUCAGUUCGGCGUGGGUUUCUACUCCGCCUUCCUGGUGGCCGACCGCGUCAUUGUGACCUCCAAGCACAACAACGGCACUCAGCACAUCUGGGAGUCGGACUCCAACGAGUUCUCGGUCAUCGAGGACCCCCGCGGGAACACGUUGGGCAGGGGAACCACCAUCACGUUGGUGAUGAAGGAGGAGGCAUCGGAUUACCUGGAGCUGGAGACUAUUAAGAACCUGGUGAAGAAAUACUCCCAGUUCAUCAACUUCCCCAUCUACGUCUGGAGCAGCAAGACUGAGACCGUGGAGGAGCCCAUCGAGGAGGACGAGGCUGAGGCCGAGGCAGAAAAGAAGGACGAUGCCACCGAAGACGAAGCUGAAGUCGAGGAGGAGGAGGAGGACAAGGAUAAACCGAAGACUAAGAAGGUGGAGAAGACCGUGUGGGACUGGGAGCUGAUGAACGAUAUCAAGCCCAUCUGGCAGAGGCCAGCAAAGGAGGUGGAGGAGGAGGAGUACAAAGCCUUCUACAAGACCUUCUCACGGGACACAGAUGAACCCAUGUCCCACAUCCACUUCACUGCCGAGGGAGAGGUCACGUUCAAGUCCAUCCUCUUUGUGCCUAGCAUGGCACCACGGGGGCUCUUUGACGAGUACGGGUCCAAGAAGAACGACUUCAUCAAGCUGUUUGUCCGUAGAGUGUUCAUCACAGAUGACUUCCACGACAUGAUGCCUAAAUACCUGAACUUUGUCAAGGGCGUGGUUGACUCCGAUGACCUUCCCUUGAACGUGUCCAGAGAGACCCUGCAGCAGCACAAACUCCUCAAGGUCAUCCGCAAGAAGCUGGUGCGCAAGACCCUGGACAUGAUCAAGAAGAUCGCCGAGGAGCAGUACAACGAGAAGUUCUGGAAGGAGUUCGGCACCAACAUCAAGCUGGGCGUGAUCGAGGACCACUCCAACCGGACCCGGCUGGCCAAGCUGCUGCGCUUCCAGACCUCCCACAGCGAGUCGGGGCUCUCCAGCCUGGAGCAGUAUGUGGAGCGCAUGAAGGAGAAGCAGGACAAGAUCUACUUCAUGGCCGGGACCAGCAGGAAAGAGGCGGAGUCCUCCCCCUUCGUGGAGAAGCUUCUGAAGAAGGGCUACGAGGUGAUCUACCUGACAGAGCCCGUGGACGAGUACUGCAUCCAAGCCCUGCCCGAGUUUGACGGCAAGCGCUUCCAGAACGUGGCCAAGGAGGGCGUGAAGUUCGAGGAGAGCGAAAAGGCCAAGGAGAAGAGGGAGGCACUGGAGAAGGAGUUUGAACCCCUCACCACCUGGAUGAAGGACAAUGCCCUGAAAGACAAGAUUGAGAAGGCCGUUCUUUCCCAGAGGCUGACCAAGUCUCCCUGUGCCCUGGUGGCCAGUCAGUAUGGCUGGUCUGGGAACAUGGAAAGGAUCAUGAAGGCACAGGCUUACCAGACAGGAAAGGACAUUUCCACAAAUUACUAUGCAAGCCAGAAGAAGACUUUAGAAAUCAACCCCAAACAUCCUCUCAUCAAGGAGAUGCUGAAGAGAGUCAGCGAUAACGCAGAGGACCAGACGGCGGCUGACCUGGCGGUGGUCCUGUUCGAGACGGCCACCCUCCGCUCAGGGUACCAGCUGGCCGACAUGAAGGCCUACGGGGACAGGAUAGAGCGGAUGCUGAGGCUCAGUAUGAACGUGGACCUCAAUGCGCAGGUGGAGGAGGAGCCAGAGGAGGAGCCAGAGGAGGAGCCUGAGGAGGAGCCUGAGGAGCCAGCAGAGGAAGAGGAAGAAGAGGUGGAAGUAAAAGCUGAAGAGGAGGAGGGGGAGGAGGCGGCAGAAGAAGAAACGGCCACGACAGGAAAAAGAUCAACGGAUGAGUUGUAAAGCAACGACCAGGGGAGGGGCGGGGCCAGGAUAAAAGACUGGAACCAAGGAGCCA